UUUUUUUUAUGUACCAUGUGAGGUCUUCGACACCGUUUCAGAUGUUUGCUGUACUGUAUUUCACAAUGGAUAUUCCACGUUCAAGUAUUGCAGUGACUUUGCUGGCAGCUGUAGCAGUGACCUUAGUUUUCAAGUUUUGGUCAUCUUGGAGGAGGCCGAGGGCACCCAGAAUUAUGAGGCCGCGUGUGAAGAAUUUGGAAGAACUUAAGGACAGAAGCUGGCAGCUUGUUGGAAGGGUCUCCAAGGUAUAUUUGUAUCCCAUUAAAUCUUGUGCAGGGAUAUGCCUGGCCUCUGCUCAGGCUACUGAACUUGGCCUCAGCACUGGCACCAUCAGAGAUCGAUCUUUGAUCAUAAUGAAUGAAAAGGGUGUGAUGGUGACAGGUAGGAUGAUCCCAGCAACGGUAAAGAUACAAGCUUCUGUUGAAGAUGGUGUUCUUACUCUCGAGUUUCCAGGUGCUCCAACAUUCUCUGUUCAACUGUCACAAGUUGAGGAAAAGAACAUACAGAAAACUACAAGGGUAUGGGAUGACACAGUCCCUGGUCUCGACUGUGGAGAUGAGGCAGCAUCUUGGCUGAAGGAAGUUUUGGGUCGAAAGUGUCGCCUUCUUUAUCAUGGCAGCAUCCCUUCCCCAAGGAAUACCGACUUGGGGGAGGAAUAUCCACUCCUACGAGAUGAUGAUAAUUCUUUAUAUGCAGAUUUGACUGGAUACAUGCUAAUGACAAGGGAAUCCAUCGGAGAUCUAGAGACCAGAGUGAAGUCUCAUUUACCGCCUCAGAAUUUCCGUCCAAACAUCCUGGUGGAGGGGACUAAGGCUCCAUAUGAUGAGGACUUGUGGGAAUAUAUCAGGAUUGGCAAUACUCUUUUCAGAAAUGUCAAGCCUUGCUCCAGAUGUAUUUUCACAACAAUAGACUAUCAGACGGGAAAGAAGGAUUCUAACAUGGAACCACUGCGCACUCUCAGGAGUUACAGAUGUGUAGGAGGAGAUAACAGUCCGCAUUUUGGAAUCAACUUGGGAGUUGACAUAACAGGAACUAUUAAUGAAGGAGAUGCUGUGUAUGCAACUUAUUUGAAUUGAACUUUUUUUUUUAUCCCAGUGUUAAGUUAAUGAAUUUUGAUUUCUUCAUAUUUUGUAUGAAUUAUUGACAUAUAAUGUUGCUGCUAUGAUUAUAUAUAUAUAUAUAUACCUUUAGUUUAUUUUUGUUCAUGUUACUUUUUAUACAGUAAGUAUUGAAGAGCAAUUACAGAACAUUUGUGUUGACAUUUUCUUUUAUAUUCACAUAAUGUUGAUUACAGCAGAGAUGGAUAAUGUUUUUGUUUAGAUUUUAAAGCUCAGUACUUGAAUAUGUAAUAAAGGUAAAAAAUAAAUAUGUAUUCAUAUAAGCAGUAUUUUUUAUGUCUUUAGAAGUGCCAACAUUGAUAUUGUAGCUUUUAUCAUUUGUAACUUUUAAGCUAUUAAAGCUUACAAGACAAUGGGAGUA
Messenger RNA from Penaeus vannamei (Pacific white shrimp), 1479 nucleotides. RefSeq names its product mitochondrial amidoxime reducing component 2. The record is from RefSeq and is a predicted model, not a curated record. NCBI's taxonomy places the organism in Eukaryota, Metazoa, Arthropoda, Malacostraca, Decapoda, Penaeidae. Gene Ontology annotation, molecular function: catalytic activity; molybdenum ion binding; pyridoxal phosphate binding.